Paecilomyces variotii is the source of this 297-nucleotide messenger RNA. Its product is annotated as putative ubiquinol-cytochrome C reductase complex subunit UcrQ. Gene Ontology annotation, biological process: mitochondrial electron transport, ubiquinol to cytochrome c. The record is from RefSeq and is a predicted model, not a curated record. The transcript has 4 exons. Bases 1 to 297 code for a protein of 98 amino acids. Lineage: Eukaryota; Fungi; Ascomycota; Eurotiomycetes; Eurotiales; Thermoascaceae.
AUGGGUAACCACGGCGCGGACCCCAAGCAUGGAGUUUUCCUAGGUAACUGGGGAGCCAUCGGCUGCACGACCCCUCAGAAGAACAUCAUUACCUAUUCCCUCUCCGCCAACCGACAGAGGCCCAUGGCCGGCGCUGCUCACGCCGCUAUCUUCAACGUCUGGCGCCGAUUCCGCCACCAGGUCCUCUACGUCGCCCCUCCCUUCAUUAUCGCCUACGCUACCAUGAACUGGGCCAUUGAGAGGAACGAGUACCUCAACUCCAAGCCUGGUCGUCAGGCCGAGGGUGAAUCUGAGUAA